AUGAAAGUUGUGCUGGACAGCAGAACAGACGAGCUUGUUUCAGUAUCGUUAGACGGGACCAAGACGCGGAUUCAUAUCUACAGACAAUGUCGUUUACAGGGUGUUGUGGCAGUUCCCGAGUUGGUACUAGAUAUGUGUGUUGGAAGUCAGGUGUCACAUGAUACAGCAAACAAGGGAUGGCUUUUGUACAUCUUAACCUGUUGCCAGCUUUAUGUUGUUGAUGAAACUCAGGUUGUAACAAGCAGAUCAGAGAAAGGCUUGGUAGACAACAAAACAAAAGGUGGAAAUCAAGAGAUCUUCAGUGAACUCCUUGGUAAAGGUUCUAUCUUUGGGAUGAGUGAGUUUGAGGUGGUGUCCCAGCCAGUGUACCAAGUUACAAGGGGUCAUUCAUUGCUGGAGGUAGGACAAGAAGUAGCGAGUUUAGCCGUUGGAUGUGGUGUGAUUGUCAUCGCAUCAUGCUCUCAGGAUCGUUAUGUAAUACAGUUAUACUUAAUGGCUGAUCUGCACUCAGAGACACCGAGAAACAAACUUCCUGUUCAGACCUAUGUUAUACAUAGACAUUUGACAGCCCCUGGUAAUGAUCAGGAACUCUGCCAAAAAUUACCUAUAUAUACUGAACAUGGACAAGAAUUGCAUUCCAGCCCUAGUGAUCAGUCUAUAUCCUUACAUCUAGUCAUGCCCAAUGAUGGCAUCUCAGACCAACAAAGAUUCUCAUCUGUUCUGGAAAUCUCCAAAGACAUUUUUCAGGCCUUUUGUGGUUUUGAGUUGUCAUUACUGAACUCUCCUUUAUUAUUAUUAUGUCCACCAGAGGGCUCUGUUUAUUAUGCACCAAUCAAGUCUCUUGACACAAUAGAUAAAACUGUAAGGAUAUUUUGUCACACACAUCAUCCAGUUAUUAAAGUAGGCAAGAUAGAGGUGAAGGUGACGGAUAGAACAGAUGGUGUAGAGGGUGGCCUCCAAGACACACGUAUGGGAUUGGUUGUGAUAUCAAAGGAUGGGAGGGCAUUAUUAGCUACACUGGAAAAUUCCCAGAAAUUGGAAUUCAUUGAGUUUGCUUUGCCAGGCUCAAUUUUGGACAUUGAUAUGCAUGACAAUAAGAUUUACCAGUCAACUGAUAUGGAUGUGUUUGAGAGCAAAUUGGAAAUAAGCCCAGAGCCAUUAGGGCUGUCUUGCCGCACUGUGGAACUAAUGUAUGCUGGGGUGAAGGAGCUAGCCUGUCUCCAUAACAACAACCAUAUUGAAGGAGGGGAAUGUAACCUGAUGCUGAUGACACCUGGGCUCCAACCAAAGGUUAUUAAUCCUGCUGUAAGACAGAAGCGAGGAAAACCAUCUGUGGGUGCUGGUCACAUCAUUCGUGAUCUUCUCGGUAGCAUCAGUAAGUGUAACCAGGAGACUGAGGCUUUGCAGCAGCAGAAGUGUCAUCAGACAAAGAAAUUAUCUCAACUAAACAUGGCUGCCUUUCUGUCAACACAAGACCCACACAGCCCAGACUUUCCACUCCAGUUCUCUGUCUCUCACGUAGGCACUCGGCCCCAACAGAACAAUGAUUGGGUGCUUUCUUGUCACAUGACUAAUAUAAGUAACAUGUAUCUCUCUGGUGAUUGGACGGUUAUGAUAAUUUUGAGUGAUAACAAACAUGAGUUUAUGACUUUAUCCUUCCCUGUCCCCAAUGGACUUGGACCUGAGACAAGCCUGGAGUUCCAUUUGGUUCCACCAACCUCACACUGCUCCCUUCUGAGACCUGUGGAGGUGAAGACUAGUCUACUGAUUCAGGCCAAUGAAGAGAAUCUGUCUGUAAUGAAUAUACCGAUCAGUACAUUUACUUUGGACAUUUUGUACGGCAUGGUCACCUCUGAGGAUGUGACUGCAGUGACCUCCCUAAGUAAGGAGGUCAGUGUUACACAGCUGGUGAGAGAGAUUGCAGAGGCCCAGCCGAUAUCAAAAUGUUUGGAAUCACUCCCAGCUCCAACACCAGCAAUGGUCAGUGUUCAUGUUCCAAACCAUGUCCUCGAGUCAGAUCAACUCUCUGUAUACCAUACAGAAACCUGUCCUCUGCUAAGUUACCUGCUCAAGUCUAGCUCAGUGAACCCUCGCAACAAUUCUGUAUCCAUGGUGACAGCGGGAGGACACAAGGUGCAGCUGACCACAGAGGGGAAUUUACUGACCAUACACAGUGACAAAGCUGAAGUAACCAUAGCAACCAGACAAGCCAUAAUCAACAGACUCCUAGAUAUAAGUAAGCAAGGUACCAAACGCUUUCAUCAUUGUGACAGACUGGUACAUCAUCUCAAUAGCUUACAGCAUCUGCAGGACAAGUUAUCAGAUCUUAAUUCUGGCAGUUAUUGUACAUCAGAUAUAAGCAAAUACCAGAACAAAGUGUUUGGUAUUUACCAUUACAUCCGUUCCACAGCCAAAGUUGAGUGA
Messenger RNA from Ylistrum balloti, 2424 nucleotides. RefSeq lists its product as uncharacterized. Bases 1 to 2424 code for a protein of 807 amino acids. Gene Ontology annotation, cellular component: Fanconi anaemia nuclear complex; nucleoplasm. Lineage: Eukaryota; Metazoa; Mollusca; Bivalvia; Pectinida; Pectinidae. The record is from RefSeq and is a predicted model, not a curated record. The transcript has 7 exons. Gene Ontology annotation, biological process: interstrand cross-link repair.